AUGCAUGUAGAUCAUCAUACGCGAUUGACACUCGCCGCCUGGAAACGGCUCAAAUCUCUGCUCAGAGAUCAUGGCAGCCCCGUUCAUGUGGAUGGCGAAUCGUUGUCCAUUGCAGAUGUGAUCGCCAUAUCUCGUUACGGUCAUAAGGCCAGGGUCGAUGAUUCCCCUGCAGCAAUUGCCAAGGUCAAUGAAAGUGUUGACUGUCUAAAAGAGCUCCUGGACCAAGGCCAGGUCUUUUACGGCGUUGGGACUGGUUUUGGAGGCAGCGCGAAUACUCGCUCUGCAGACACGGCUGCUCUCCAGGUUGCACUUAUGCAGAUGCAGCAGUGCGGAGUAUUGUUCGGGCACCAGAGCCAUGGCCCAAGUUCUACAUCUAUGCCCGAAGCCUGGGUCCGAGCCGCAAUAGCUGUCCGAUGCAAUACUCUGGUUCGGGGACACUCGGCCGUGAGAUAUCAAAUCAUCCAGAUGCUGGAGCGACUACUUAACGAAGACUACAUACCGCUGGUCCCCGUAAGAGGCAGCAUAUCCGCUUCAGGAGACCUCAGUCCUCUUUCCUACAUUGCAGGAGUCUUAGAAGGCAAUCCCAAACUGUUUCUUUGGACGGGACAGAGUGACCCUAGAACACUCGUUAAUGCCACUCAAGCACUGAAACUGCUCCAGCUUGACCCUAUUACCUUUGGUCCCAAAGAAGCCCUGGGACUGGUGAAUGGGACGGCGGUGUCUGCUGCAGUGGCGACUUUAGCUUUGCAUCAAGUUCACCAACUUACUGUUCUAUCACAGAUCCUCACGGCAAUGGCUGUAGAGGCUCUCCUCGGAACCACAGAAAGCUUCCAUCCUUUCCUGGCCAAAGUCCGCCCCCACGUUGGUCAAAUUGAAGCCGCGCGAAAUAUUUUGGGCUUUCUCCGUGGUUCUCGCCUUGCUACACAGCAGGUUUCUGUAACCGGUAUGCAGCGUUCGGAUGACCUAUAUCAGGAUCGCUACCCAAUACGCACCUCAGCUCAAUGGAUCGGUCCACUGCUAGAAGAUCUAGUGCUUGCGGAUAAGCACAUCACCACAGAACUAAACUCAACCACGGACAAUCCCGUCAUAGAUGUCCAAACGGCCCGGGUGCUUCACGGUGGAAACUUUCAAGCCUCCACGGUGACAUUGGCCAUGGACAAAGCCCGGUCUGCGUUGCAGAUGAUGGGAAAGAUGCUCUUUUCUCAGUGUACCGAGAUGAUGAACCCGAGCAUGAGUAAUGGGCUGCCUCCAAAUCUGGUGUUUGAUGAGCCUAGCGUCUCGUAUGCGUUUAAAGGCAUCGACAUUGCCAUGGCUGCCUAUACCUCGGAGUUGGGCUUUUUAGCCCAGUCUGUUGCACCGCACGUGCAAAGCGCCGAAAUGGCGAAUCAGGCGAUUAACUCUCUGGCUCUCCUUUCGGCUCGCUAUACCCAUACGGCGAUUGACACCUUUUCGAUGUUGACUGCUUCCUACAUCUAUUCACUUUGCCAAGCCCUUGAUCUGCGGGUCAUGCAGGUACAAUUUGAAGAUGGAAUGAAGUCAGUUCUGCCGCCGCUUGUAGAGGGUUUUUUCGCAGCGGUUCUGCCUGAUGACUCCCUUGCUGAGUUGAAGUUGUUGACGUGUAGACAUAUCAUCGAUCAGUUCAAGAAGACAACCGCCGAGGACUCGACCAGUCGCUUCCGUAACAUUGCGGUGUCAACACAGGCUGUAUUCAUGUCGUUUCUCUCCAAAUCGCCUAGUUUAUCCCCUGGAAUGCUGCUGACGGGAUUCUCGAUGAUUCCUGUUUGGGUUACAAGUGUAGAGGCCCUGAUGCAGAGUCAGUUUGACGAGAUCCGUCACUCUGCGUUGACCAAAUGCGACACCCCCUCCUAUCUUUGCGAUGCUUCCAAGAAGAUAUAUGAACUGGUUCGGGUCACGUUGGGGAUUCCUUUCAAUCGCGGACUGCCAGACCACCCUUCAGUUGCGAGCGCGAAACAUACAAGGGAGCAGAUUGACGCGGGACUCACUCCGUUCAGCGAUGGAUACCUGAUUGGGGACUGUGUGAGCCGAAUCUACGACUCCCUUCGAUCCGGGGAGAUGAUGGAUACGGUCAUGGAAUGCUUGGUGGAGGUGGUGACUUGUCAUGACUCCCCAAACCAAUUCCUUUGA
This is a messenger RNA of Metarhizium robertsii ARSEF 23, 2145 nucleotides long. RefSeq names its product L-Aspartase-like protein. The record is from RefSeq and is a predicted model, not a curated record. Gene Ontology annotation, cellular component: cytoplasm. Gene Ontology annotation, biological process: L-phenylalanine catabolic process. The transcript is spliced from 4 exons. NCBI's taxonomy places the organism in Eukaryota, Fungi, Ascomycota, Sordariomycetes, Hypocreales, Clavicipitaceae. Gene Ontology annotation, molecular function: ammonia-lyase activity. The coding region runs from base 1 to 2145 and encodes 714 amino acids.